AAAUAAGGCGGGUACUAAAUUUCACUCCCACCCUUUAUUUUCAUUUCCCCCCAUUUAUUUUUCUUUUGGUGUUUAUUAGUUUUCUCUUUCAAGAAAAGCUCUUUCCACCCAAGAACUUCACCCAAAAUUCGUACUCCACCAAAAAUUCAUUCGAUUGCUUCAUGAAAAUUCAACUGAUUCACCGUGCAUAGCUUCGAAUAGUAGCGAAAAAUUGUAGAAUCACUUCUUCCAGGAGACCAUGAAAAGAAAACGCAAGAAUUCAGCUCAAGCACUGUUGGAAAGUCUAAGAGGACAGCAAGCUGAUAAUAAUAGCUCAACUUCUCAAAAUCUGCAGCAACAAAUUAGUCGUGAUCAACUUGAUGCCCAAUAUGAGAAUGAGAACAUAGAAACCCCUACACUCGGUGAUGACAACUUAAAUUCUUCUUCAAGCUCUAAUGAAGCUAACUCACAGCAGAAAGAGAAAGAGGAGCCCUUACUUGUCAAUAUCAGAGAUAUUUCGACUGGAGAAAUUACAACUCAAAAGAUGCAAGCAGAUCGAGUUUGGAACUUGGAAAAAAAUAAAAAAAUUAUGGUGGAACUCAACGGGGAUGGACAAGGAAGUGAUAAUGGUUCAAACUUGCUUGUUAGAUUUCUUGGCAAACUUUCUCAAAAGUCAAUAAUUUGUCCAAUAUCAGUUGAGAGAUGGGAUAGAAUGCCAGACGCAAAAAAUCGCCUACAGUGGCAGCUUAUUGAGGAGAAUUUUGAGUUUGAUUAUGCUGUUGGAAUUAAAUGGGUGAUGCAUACUUUACGCGAUAGAUGGAGGGCCUAUAAAUAUACAUUAAGAAAUAAAACCUUCUACCCUAACAAAAGUAAGGAAGAGAUACUUGCUAAUCCUCCGGAAUACGUGGAUUCUAUUGAGUGGGCUGCUUUUGUGCAUCACUAUCAAGAAGAGAAGAUGAAGAAACAAAGUGAACAAAAUACAAGAAAUCGAAGUAAACUUAAAGUCCCGCAUGCCGGUGGUAGCAAAAGCAAUGCAAGGAGAGGUCGUCAAAUGGAGAAAAAACAUGGAAGGCCUGUGUGCCGAAGUGAGGUUAUUUUGUCAACUUUACUGAAAAAGAAUGGCAAUUAUGUGAAUGAAGAAGGGAAGAUUAUAGCUGAUAAAAUAUCGGAGCAUCUAUCUCAAGAUCAAGAACAUGCUGCUAGGGCUGUUCACAGUUUUGGUGUUCCGUUGAAGAUAUUGGCUCAUCCUAAUGAUGCUAUUGGAAAAGUAUAUGGAGCUGAACAUUCUGGUCGUGUGCGUGGUUUAGGUGGUAAUAUUUGCCCCUCGACUGCUUUUGGAAUGCCUAAACAUUCAAUUAGUCAUGUGAAUCUUGGUGGUUCUAGUAAUAUGUCUCAUCUACGUGUUGAAGACCUAGAGAAGCAUGUAGGAACCUUGAAAGAGAAGCUCAUUGGAUAUGAAGAGACCAAAGAAAAACUUGAGGAUACCAAGGAACAACUUGUGGAGACCAAGGAACGGCUUGCGCAAAAUGAGAAUCACUUGGCAACUCUUCAUAGGAAACAUUGGAAUGUCUCACUGUCCACCGGUAAACAGAAAAGACUAAAAUAUGGCUGGAGAAAGGUUGUAGGCGAUAAUAAAAUUGUGGAAAGAGAUCAUCUUGUUUUUAAGAUGUUACCUCCUUUAAAUAAACUUGUGAGGUUUGAAAUUGUAGUCCGCGUUGCGGGCUUCCAUGAGCUUCUGUUCAAGAACCAUAGUGAUGAAGGAACUUCAUCAAAAAAGAUGGAGGUGAGUAAGUGCAGUGCUUGGAGUAGAAAGUUGAAGAGAAGACAACAAAAUUAA
This is a messenger RNA of Lycium ferocissimum, 1816 nucleotides long. RefSeq lists its product as uncharacterized. NCBI's taxonomy places the organism in Eukaryota, Viridiplantae, Streptophyta, Magnoliopsida, Solanales, Solanaceae. The record is from RefSeq and is a predicted model, not a curated record. The transcript has 10 exons. The coding region runs from base 239 to 1816 and encodes 525 amino acids.